This is a messenger RNA of Capra hircus (goat), 3951 nucleotides long. RefSeq names its product calcium/calmodulin dependent protein kinase IV (gene CAMK4). The record is from RefSeq and is a predicted model, not a curated record. Gene Ontology annotation, biological process: protein phosphorylation. Gene Ontology annotation, molecular function: calcium/calmodulin-dependent protein kinase activity; ATP binding; calmodulin binding. The transcript has 11 exons. NCBI's taxonomy places the organism in Eukaryota, Metazoa, Chordata, Mammalia, Artiodactyla, Bovidae. Bases 105 to 1499 code for a protein of 464 amino acids.
CGCGCUUGCAGGGCGCAGCUCGCGCCGGCGCUCGCGGGCGGGGACGCGCGGGGGCUCCUCGCUCCGGCAAACGGCGGCGGCGCCAGCGGAGUCCCGCCGCGAAGAUGCUCAAAGUCACGACGCCCUCGUGCUCCGCCUCGUCCUGCUCCUCGGUCACCGCCACCGUGGCCCCGGGACCCGGGAGCCUGGUGCCGGAUUACUGGGUCGACGGCUCCAACAGGGAUGCUCUGGGCGAUUUCUUCGAGGUGGAGUCGGAGCUGGGACGGGGUGCUACAUCCAUUGUGUACAGAUGCAAACAGAAGGGGACCCAGAAGCCUUAUGCUCUCAAAGUGUUAAAGAAAACAGUGGACAAAAAAAUCGUAAGAACUGAGAUAGGAGUUCUUCUUCGCCUCUCACAUCCAAACAUUAUAAAACUUAAAGAGAUAUUUGAAACCCCUACAGAAAUCAGUCUGGUCUUAGAACUCGUCACAGGAGGAGAGCUGUUUGACAGGAUUGUGGAAAAGGGAUAUUACAGUGAACGAGAUGCUGCAGAUGCCGUCAAACAGAUCUUGGAGGCAGUUGCUUACCUACAUGAAAAUGGGAUUGUCCAUCGUGAUCUCAAACCAGAGAAUCUUCUCUAUGCAACUCCAGCACCAGAUGCGCCACUCAAAAUUGCUGACUUUGGACUCUCCAAAAUCGUAGAACAUCAAGUACUCAUGAAGACAGUAUGCGGAACCCCAGGGUACUGCGCACCUGAAAUCCUUAGAGGCUGCGCCUAUGGACCCGAGGUGGACAUGUGGUCUGUGGGGAUAAUCACCUACAUCUUACUUUGUGGAUUUGAACCAUUCUAUGAUGAGAGAGGCGAUCAAUUCAUGUUCAGGAGAAUUCUGAAUUGUGAAUAUUACUUUAUCUCCCCCUGGUGGGAUGAAGUAUCUCUGAAUGCCAAGGAUUUGGUCAGAAAAUUAAUUGUGUUGGAUCCUAAGAAAAGGCUGACUACCUUUCAAGCUCUCCAGCACCCGUGGGUCACAGGUAAAGCUGCCAAUUUUGUACACAUGGAUACGGCUCAAAAGAAGCUUCAAGAAUUCAAUGCCCGGCGCAAGCUCAAGGCGGCGGUCAAGGCCGUGGUGGCCUCCUCCAGGCUCGGCAGCGCCAGCAGCAGCCACAGCGGCGUCCAGGAGGGCCGGGCCAGCCGGGAGCCGUCUCCACCUCAGGCUGGCGAUGGGGGCGUCUCAGGGGACGAGGGGGCCCCGGGGGCAGCCGAGGGGGCCGCCGGAGUGGAGCUGCCAGAGGUGCAGGUGGGGGAGGAGGAAGGCAGUGCUGAUGGAGACGCCGCGGCCCCCAGGGUGGAGCCCCAGGCAUCAGAGGAGGAGAUGGAGGAGGCCGGCCCGGAGACGGAGGGGCGCCUGGCGUGGGAGACGCAGGGGCCCACUGGAGCCGCGGCAGCCGCGGAGGGACGGGAGGAGGACCCUGCCCCGGAGGUCGGAGCUCAGCAGGGUGCCGCGGUCCCGCCCGAGGACUAGUGGCUUCCUUCCCGUGUGGGAGCCAAACCCUGGCACUUUGUGCGUUUUGUCCUUCAGCAAGGAAGGGGGAAGCAUGAUGUGCACCAUAGUGUGAUUGUUUCUGAGGUGCAAAAAUACAUAUGUAUCGGUUGGUCAUCCUAACUUCAAUGCAUGUGACUGCUUUAUGAAAAACUAGUGUCUCUUAUGGUACGUAAUGGAUAUCAGAUACCGAUGAAUUAGAUUUAAAAUUGCAAGUAAACACAACAUAUAAAAACACACGUUUUGGGGGACCAGUAGUGCACAUUUGAGGUAAAUAGUAACAAAUUGUUUUUGUUUUGUUAACGUAGCCAUCCUCCACCCUUUGGAUUUGUUCAGAAGGUAAUUCCUUUGGACUGUUGCUCAGCUAAUACUAGGUAGAGCUAUAAGAUGUAUUCCCAUGACAUUUACAAUAUCUUCAGUAAUAUGCUAAAACUGUUUACAAGAAGAUGGUUAGGUUAUAGUUGUAUGUGCAAAAAAAUUGCAUAUAUACCACUUAUAAUAGUAAGAAAUUGAAGCAUAUUUUAAGGGCUAUGAAACCAUAUGCCCCUAAACCUUGUGUGGAGAAUGCUUUUUUAUCUUGUCUUUAUUUAUAUAAACCAUAUUACUAAUAACCUGAAAUGUUCUAUCACAAAAUUCUGCCAUUUUAUAGUGCUGGAAAAAAGUAUUUUACAAACUCAUGCUAAGGAAUUUAUUCUCACCUCCAUCUGCUCUCUAAUAAGAAGUCCUUAUGAUGGACAGCGCUUAGGAGUGGGGAAAAGAAAUUUAGUGAAAAAAAGAAAAGACUGGGACUUAGGCUACUGAAGACUGACUCUUUGCCAUUUCAAAUAAAAUUGAAUUUAUUCAUGAGCUUGUACACUUUUAAAGAUAGGAACAUUUUUAUGGAUAAAUUCUAUACUGACCAAGGUUCUAAAUUUAUAAAAAAUCUAUACCAAUGGCUGGUGCCAGAAUGUUUGAAUAGAGUGAGAGUGAUAUCCCAUUGUAAGGUCAUUCGUUACUGAACCCACUGCGGUAAGGAAGGGGCUUCCCCAGUGGCCCAGCGGUAAAGAAUCAGCCUGCAAUGCAGGAGAUUGAGGUUCAAUCCCUGGGUCAGGAAGAUCCCUUGGAGAAGGAAUUGGUAACCCACUCCAGUACUCUUGCCUGGAGAAUCCCAUGGACAGAGGAGCCUGCUGGGCUACCGUCCAUGGGGUCGCAAAGAGUCGGACAUGACUGAGCAUGCACACACAUAGUAAGGAAACAUUUUUGUUUAUAAAAGUUCUUUUUUCCUUCAAUUGAUGACUCUUUAGAUAUACUGCUUAUGGGCUAAAGAUAUUUCUAGGAAGCUAGUAUACUUUUUUCUCAUGCUUGGAUGGAAGCACUCAUAAUUCACAAUGUAGUUUUGAAAGUUUCCAUGUUGAGAAAUUUAGGACAAUGCAACUUUUCAUUUACUUUAAUAAACAGAAACAAAGAAAAAAGAAAAAAAACACUGAUUUCAAAUCAGACUCUUGAGAAGCUGUAACAUUAGACCUAAUACUUCAUCAUGGUUUUUUAAAAAAUAUUUUUCUUUGGUUUUCAUAUAAAUGCUUUUUCCUUAUAAAAACUCACAGUUAAGUUCCAAACACCUCAGAUUUAUCUCUAGUUUGAGCUUAAAUGGACAUUUUUUAUCAACUUAAUUAUGUAGAAUAUUUUAGUAGGUUUCCUUAAUUAAAAAAAAUUAUUUUCAGGCCAAAAUUUUGGACAACAAAAAUGACUAUCAGAUAAAAAUCCUCAUCAAAAAGAGAGAUCUUAAAUUCUUUUGGCGCUGCUUCAGAACUAUUAAGUUAGAAAAUUAAAUCAAAACUCUGGUUUCUGGGGACUGUCAGACCUUCUGGAUGUUCUGCUUUCCAAGUGCAGGUCUUACUUCACUACUGUUCUCAUGAGGAAAAUCAAGUAGGACUUUCGUCUUCUGUAGUAUCAGGGCCUGACGGGUCACUGACAUGGAGGAGAAGGCCCGUAAGGCACAGGAUCUGAGCUUCUAAGAAAGAGUAUUUACGUUUGUUUGUUUUAUGUUGAUUAACUAGUAGAGACUAUUUAUCUUCUUUACUGUCUCUUUCCUUCUUUAUUCUCUAAUUUCCAUUUUAGGUAUUAUAAGAGGCUCACUAGUUUUAACCUUUUAAGAAUGCCUUAUUGUUCCCUAAGCAUUAAGAUUUCCAUUUUAAAAGGCCAAUUUCCUUGUGUCCUUUCCCGAGGAGACUUCCUGUGAAGUCUGUGUACAUGGUUAGGUGAUAGAUGGGAAAUGUCCCAGAUAUUUGGAAAAGGGAAGAAGAAAGGGGAAGGAAUCGUAAUGGAAUGGGGCAUACAGUCAGAUGAAGACACGCUGUCCUCCCAGCCCAUGUCCCUGACCCCCCAGCCCUGGUCCCUGUCCCCCCGGCCCUGGUCCCUGACCCCCCAGCCCUCGUCCCUGUGCCCCCGGCCCUCG